GGCGGGUAGUUCGGGUGGCGGGAGUGGAUGGUCGGUGCUGUGUUCGUUCCUGUCCCCGCCGCUGCUUGCGUAACGGGUCAUGCUCUGCCGCUCGCUCCUCCAGCGGGCCCAGGCCGGGCCGCAGCGUCUGUCCUUGCAAUAUCCCCUACAACACCUCUUGGAUUGCUAUCAGUGUAGUCAGCAAGAUGACCACCUUUCUUAUGGAGAGAUGGGAAUGCCAGUUCCACCUUUUGGUUGCACCUUUUCUACGGCUUCAGAUCUGCAGCAUGUACUUGCAGUUGCAAAUGAAGAAGGCUUUGUUAGACUUUAUGAUACUGAAACCCAAAACAGUGGCAAGCAGAUCUUUAGAGAGUGGCUGGCUCACUCAAAUGCGGUCUUCGACCUUGCCUGGGUGCCUGGGGAACACAGGAUUGUUACAGCUUCAGGAGACCAGACAGCCAAAGUGUGGGAUGUGAGGGCUGGUGAGCUGCUUGGCAUAUGUAAAGGUCAUCAGUGCAGCCUCAAGUCAGUUGCUUUCUCUAAAUUUGAGAAAGCUGUCUUCUGUACUGGAGGCAGAGAUGGAAACGUCAUGCUCUGGGACACCAGGUGCAACAAAAAAGAUGGAUUUUACAGGCAGGUGAAUCAAAUUGGAGGAGCCCACAACAUAGUAGACAAGCAGAUACUCUCCAAACCCAAGAAGAAAAAGCAGAAUCUCAGAGGACUUGCCCCUUCAGUGGAUUUCCAGCAGAGUGUGACAGUGGUGCUGCUUCAAGAUGAACACACCCUUAUCUCUGCAGGAGCUGUCGAUGGUGUAAUCAAAGUAUGGGACCUGCGCAAGAACUACACCAUGUAUCGGCAGGAUCCGGUGCCGUUCAAGUCAUUCUGCUACCCUGGGAUCAGCACUCGCAAACUGGGAUAUUCUAGUCUGGUUUUGGACUCCACUGGUACCAGUCUGUUUGCUAACUGCACAGAUGACAAUAUUUACAUGUUCAGUAUGACAAGUUUAAAGACCACUCCAGUGGCAGUCUUCAGUGGACACCAGAAUUCCACCUUUUAUGUCAAGUCCAGCACUAGCCCAGAUGACCAGUUCCUGGUUAGUGGCUCAAGCGACCAGAGUGCCUACAUCUGGAAGAUUUCUGAGCCCCAUCUUCCUCCCAUGAUGCUCCUUGGCCAUUCUCAAGAGGUUACCUCCAUUGCCUGGUGUCCUUCAGACUUCACGAAGAUCGCCACAUGUUCUGAUGACAACACUGUGAAGAUUUGGCGCUUACGGCGUGACUAUGAUAAGGAGAGACUGACAUCAGGCAAAGUCAACUUGGUAGGCUGGGUCUGUCAGAAGAAACCAGAAGAGCAAAAUGGAAUAGUACUACCAGUCAGCACUCAGAGUACUCCUGCAAAAGUCUCCAUGGUGGGCAGCCCAUGCAUUUCCUCACCACGGCCAGCAGCUUGUGCUCCCAACUAUACCGGGGACCUUCCUCUUUCUACCAACACUCCAACAUUCUCUCUCAAAACCCCAACAGUCAAGGCCCACACUCCAGCGAAGCAAAGUGAAGCCAUAUCAGGCCCUUCUCCCAAACCAACAUCUUCCACCAAGAUGUCCAUUAAACACUGGGUUACCAGGACUCCGUACGCCUCUCCACCGGGGAUGGGAACAAAGACGCCUUCUCCAAGAAAAGCUCUGGCAGAGGUCACACAGGGUCUUCCAGUGGCAGUUGGCACUCCCGUAGAACCACAUUCACGGUUUGAGAAGCGAGCCAAAAGGAGGCUAGAGUCCAGCAAGGGAAAUCACAUGGGGCAGAAGUGUCUGAAAAGCUGCAGUUGUGUGACUGAGCUGGACCCAGUGGCUAAAAAAUCCAGGCUGGAUUUGUGCUUUUUGGCAGCAGGCCAAAAGGCCGGUAAUGAAGACUGUCUGAGCCUUGCUGAGUUGAAUAAUAGAACUGAAGGAGGUGGCCAAAGUCCAAAGGAGCCAUCCCUUCCUGAAAGCCCUCUUAAUCAGGCAGGCUUCCAGACUCCCCCUUUUCCUUUAAAGAACUCCUGCAGGAAAGGGGCUGAUGUGCUGGACAAAGAGAACAGUUCACCUGGGGGAAAAAACUGGCUGUCUGCAAUGGGAGAGAAGCUGAAGACUAGCAAGGCCAGUAGCCAAAAGGUGUCAGGCAACAGCCCCCAGUCCUCUCAGAGUCCCAGCACAAGACAAGAGGCAGCAACUGCAGCCAGUCCAUCGGGACCUGUUGCAGUCACUUCAGUUUCCAUGAGGAAGAUCUGCACGUACUUCCAUCGAAAGUCACAAGAUGACUAGUGCAGUAUGCUGCAUUUGAAAGAAACCGUAGCCCUGGAUGUUGACACACCACUGGUGCUACCAAGAGUGGAUUUAGCAACACAGAAGGAGGAAGACACUAGGAUUAGCCAAUGCAUUGUUGGCCCUUAAUAAAGCUGGAUUUUUUUAUUCUCUUGUUCUUUAAAUUCUUUUAUAAAAUCUAUUACACUCUGUAGCCUCAAGUUAUUUGAACAUGAAACAUGUAGGAUGCUAAUUAAUGGAGACUCACAUGCCAUUAACAUGAAGUAGGUGAUGGAUUUUAAAAUAUAUGUUUGCUUUUAAUACGUCACUCAGUUAAAUGUUCCCCCAUGAGUUCUUUUGCACAUGGCAUCUGUGAAAUGCUCUAGUUAUCUCUGGAAAGAGACCUUUGAUGUGUGUUAUUAACAUUGUCAAAUACAACUUGUCAGUUGAUAUUUGUUUCAUUAUGUCUGAUCUUGAAACUUUUGUUUCAAAAUCACAUCUUGGCAAAACAUACCAUCUCUUUUUGAUAGCAGCUGAAUAGAGAUGGCUGUGGAGAAACUGUUGUUGCAGAUAGACGGGAGCCACCAUUUCUGCUAAAGGAUAUUUCUACAGCUUGUUCCUUUUGUAUAACAAUGACUCUCCCAUUUCGGCAAAGAAGCUUGUAAAUUCGAUUUAACUGCCUGUAAAUACAAAACAUUUUAAUGUU
This is a messenger RNA of Caretta caretta (loggerhead turtle), 2957 nucleotides long. RefSeq names its product denticleless E3 ubiquitin protein ligase adapter (gene DTL). Gene Ontology annotation, molecular function: protein-macromolecule adaptor activity; protein binding. Lineage: Eukaryota; Metazoa; Chordata; Testudines; Cheloniidae. Gene Ontology annotation, biological process: proteasome-mediated ubiquitin-dependent protein catabolic process; mitotic G2 DNA damage checkpoint signaling. The record is from RefSeq and is a predicted model, not a curated record. Gene Ontology annotation, cellular component: nucleus.